AUGAUUGUGCAUUGGCCGCGAGAGACUGGCGACAAUGCAAUUGUGCCUGCUCGGGACCGAUUAGACUACGCGGGUGCAUACAAGCAUAUAUGCUCAAACUCCCGGCGGCGCGUUCUUGGCGAGAAUGCGAGCUCUGAUACCCCUGCUGUGCCCACGGCGUUGGGCGGCGCUGCUGUGUUAAUCCUUGCGACGCCCCAAGUUGACUCACUUGCGGCACUGCGAAUCCUUACACAGCUUUUGGCGCAGGAUGAGGUGCCUUUUCGUAUAGCGCCUGUCAAUGGAUAUCGAUCUCUACAGCACGUCCUGGCUCAAGACGUGCACAAUCAUCUUGAGCUGCAUACCCUCAUUUUCAUCAACCUCGGAUCACUCCUUCCACUUCCAGAGACCGUUCCACUCCCACCACAUUGUACUCUUCAUGUUAUCGAUUCGCACAGGCCAUGGAACCUCAGUAACUUGUUUGCCACAUCAGGCAUCAAUGACCACAUAUGGGUCUGGGACGACGGCGACAUCGAGCAUAGACUUGGCAAGGAACGUGAAGCUUAUGAAAUACUUGAAUUUGAUUUCGAAUCCGACUCGGAGGAAAGUGAAGUCGAGGACGAUGAGGAAGAUGAAUUUGGCAAACGUACACGGACCCAUAGUCCGCCUCGAGAGACAAAACGUGCACGACUGGAUCCAUCUCAGCGCCAGUCUUACCGAGCCAUCUUGGCCAAGUACUAUGCCAAGGGAAUUUGGACAGGUAUGAGCACAGCACAGAUGAUGUACAUGCUUGCCGUAUCCCUUGGUCGCAGUGAUCGCGACAGUCUAUGGCUUGCUAUAUUGGGCCUCACGUCACAAUACGUUUCGAAUGCAAUUCAUGCAACAACUUAUGACGGCUAUGCAGCCGCUCUUGCCUCAGAUGUUGUGGCCAUGAAUGCUGUACAUGACCAAACUGAUACCCAGACGUCUCUGAGAGGGAUCAAUGUCCACGGAGCAGACGACAGCUCCAUCCGUGUCCUUCCAGAAGAGCUUCGUUUCACAUUAUACCGGCACUGGAGUCUCGAGAUGAGCAUGUAUCAUACGAGUUACGUGGCGGCCAAGCUUGGUAUUUGGCGGGAAAAAGGUAUUCAUAAGCUUCGCGGACUUCUCGCAAAAAUGGGUUUAUCUCUGGCCAAUUGCCGACAAACUUACGAGCAUAUGGAACUGGAUCUCCGUCAGUCUCUUGUCCAGCGCAUGGAAUCAAUCGCACCCGAAUAUGGCCUGGUUGACUUGUCUUUUAGAUCAUUUAUGCGUGCAUAUGGUUUCCGGUCAAUGCCAAUUAGUGCAUCUGACGCGGUAGAAGGUAUUUCUGCUCUGCUACAGGCGGCACAUGGCGUUCGAAUCGAGAUUGAUGGUGUGCACAUCGUGCGCUCUGAAUCAUCUACUAAAAGCGGGGCACAAUCCUUCCUGGAUGCAUCUGUGUCGUAUGGAGGCCGUACAUUAUGGGCAUUAAGCGACGACGGCGUCCAUUUACCAACUCGUCUUCCUACAGAAUCUACUGAAGGUGAUGCCAGCGUUGAGGAAAACGAAGAAGAAAAUGAAGAAGAAAAUGCGACAUCUGCCGUAUGGAUCAAAAGCUUUUUCGAAGCCUAUCGCGCCAUGGACGUACACAAACCACAGAAUGUAUCGCUGUUACAAGCCUCGCUCAAAUUGGCCAAGUCACUACAUCAAGCCAUUGUAUCACAAGGCGUUAGUAUCAUAAUCAAACAGUCGAUCAAGACACUCCGCUCAUUUCGACUAUGCAUUCUCCAGGAUGGAGCGAAUCUGCACCUAUUUGUACAUCCCGACACGCUGACCCGCCUGGGGUUUUGGUUAAUUGACGCGCUACGCGACAUUGUAAGCGAGCAACACGUACGACGCAUGGAAGAGAAGCGUGAAAGACGGAGAAGCAAAGGUGAUACGGACGAUUCAGAUUUAUCCUCCUCUAUCGUGUCUCUCCCGUUUGUGCUAGCUGCUCUGGAUGCAACCCGUGAUGUAUUUACAGUCGUCGGUAUCGUCGGUGCCCCAGACUAUGGCGAUGUACUGAAAAAUCGAUUUGGACUUGCUUUUCAGGAUGCUGCCCAGAUAAGUGGCGCACGCAUGCGUAAUGAUCGUUUCGAGUCGAGUGUGCUCGAAGUACGCCGCAGCGAUCUCAUGCCCUUUGUUGAAGCACUCCACCUCAAAGCAUGA
Messenger RNA from Malassezia restricta, 2184 nucleotides. Its product is annotated as cell division control protein 45. Gene Ontology annotation, biological process: double-strand break repair via break-induced replication; mitotic DNA replication preinitiation complex assembly; DNA replication initiation. Gene Ontology annotation, cellular component: DNA replication preinitiation complex. The record is from RefSeq and is a predicted model, not a curated record. Bases 1 to 2184 code for a protein of 727 amino acids. Gene Ontology annotation, molecular function: single-stranded DNA binding; DNA replication origin binding; chromatin binding. NCBI's taxonomy places the organism in Eukaryota, Fungi, Basidiomycota, Malasseziomycetes, Malasseziales, Malasseziaceae. The transcript has a single exon.